AUGUCGGCGACACAACUCUCAAGGCUUCUGCCUCUGCCAGACGAGGAGUUGAAGCAGGUAUUGGACUAUGCAGCCACUUUAUCAAAGCCGGAAGCUGUGGAGCACUUCAGCAACCUGCUUGGCGAUACGCCUGACGCCAUCGAUUUCAUAUCAUCAUUCAACUCGCGGCGACAAGACCCAAAAGCUGCUGCAUCGCAACCACAGUCGCAGUCACAGUCGCCCGCCCAGUCGGACGUUGAAUCUGUGCCUAGACAUGCGAGGCGGCCCCAGAAGAAAAAGGCGAAUAUCCACAUCCCUGCGCCGCGACAAGUGGCCAAUCUUGGACUUGCGCCUGGCACGGCUUACAGCAAGAAAGGUCUAGAGGACGACUACAUUUCAAGGAGAUCCAGCCCAGCCGCAGGUUCAAGUGCCUUUGCGGCCCCUACAAAUCCGCCGCCUAGAUUUGCGACGCCUCAGCCCCCAAAGCUGCCCCCUUCUGCAACUGGUCACUUAAUAUCUGAGGUAUCACGGGCAAAGCCAAAAUCUACACCUGUGUCUCGAUCGUCGACGCCAGGCACAAAGACCAAGAUUAACAUCUCGGGCGGCACCGCUAUGCAUGGUGCUUCCACGACUGUGUCUGAUGUUGAUGCUGCUAUUCGUGUGCUGGAGAUGACGACAAACCCAACAAUGAACGCAGAUGACCCUGCGAGAAAAUGCAACUGCGUCGCAGCACGUCAUCCUCUUCUCGCUGCUGCUCCCAACUGUUUGAACUGCGGCAAGGUGGUUUGUGUCAAAGAAGGCCUGGGUCCAUGCACUUCUUGUGGUACUACUCUACUGAGUCCUGCUGAGGUCCAGUCGAUGAUCAACGAGCUAAAGCAAGAGCGAGGUCGUGAAAAGAUGGCAGCUAACAAGGUUGCACACAAGAAAGCUGAUGUCUCCCGAACUCCCGCGCCUUUCUCAAAACCACGAGAGGCGCCGGAAAAUCUCAACGCCGCGGAAGCAAAGGCAAAAGAGCACCGUGACAAGCUGUUAAGCUUUCAAGCCCACAAUGCUCAGCGAACGACAGUCCGAGAUGAAGCUUCCGAUUUUGACGUGGGCGGCGCAAUGUCAGGAACAGGGGGUAAUAUCUGGGCGAGCCCAGAGGACCGUGCUCGUGAGUUGAAGCGCCAGCAGAAGAUCAUGAGGGAAAUGGAAUGGAACGCGAAACCUGAUUACGAAAAGAGACGCCAAAUAGUGAGCAUCGACCUCGUGGGGGGCAAAGUUGUUCGCAAGAUGGCAGCAGUUGAGCGUCCACCAAGUCCAGAUGAAGAAAUCGAACCCACAUUUACGCCUGCUCUUGAAGAGACAAGUGGUAACAGGGGGAAAGGUGGAGGUGCUUUCUCUCGAAACCCUCUGUUGGGAGGUCUCAUUAAGCCCGUCUUCGAAGCGAAGGGUAAUGGCACGGAGUUAGAAGGACGCAAGGACCGGAAAACGAGAUGGCGGAAAGUUCAGGACGAUUUAGAUAACAACGAAAGCGUGAUAUUAGAUGGUGGUGCUUACGGUGGAUCUGGGGCGACGGAGCGGGCCACUACUGGUGAUGAGCCCGCCUGUGGUUAG
Truncatella angustata is the source of this 1575-nucleotide messenger RNA. RefSeq names its product C2HC5 finger protein. NCBI's taxonomy places the organism in Eukaryota, Fungi, Ascomycota, Sordariomycetes, Amphisphaeriales, Sporocadaceae. The coding region runs from base 1 to 1575 and encodes 524 amino acids. The transcript has a single exon. Gene Ontology annotation, biological process: regulation of DNA-templated transcription. The record is from RefSeq and is a predicted model, not a curated record. Gene Ontology annotation, cellular component: nucleus. Gene Ontology annotation, molecular function: zinc ion binding.